ACUUAUCCAUGGCUCCUCCAACUCAAAAAUCAAAAAAAAGUCGCACCGCACCUUCGCGUGCUCGACCAGCAUCGUCCUCGGCACUCUCCCAGCCCAUGGUCGAAGAUGCUUCCUCCUUCACUACUCUGUCUUCCUUCUCGCCAAAGGGGCACCUCUUCGCAUCUCUCUCCCUCUCAGUAGACAAGCACAGACUACGCGUACACAAUACCACCACGGGGCAGAGCGUUGCAGAGCAUGUCGUUGAAUCUGCACAUGUGACUGCACUUUCCUGGGCGCAGUUCGACCUUGCGAAGGACCCAGUAGCCGUAGAGGAAGAGGAGGAUGCAUCCCCAAAAAAGAAGCGGAAAAAAAGGAACAGCGUCGCACAGGUGAGUGCGACCGACCCGCUCUCCAACACGACUGAGGUCGUCACCUUGGGUCUAUCCAAUGGUUCUCUCCUCAUUUUCGACCCUUCCCACGGACGAGUUGUCCGCACACUUUCACAUCCCUCUAGCACCUCGUCAAUCCUAUCCAUCUCUACCUCCACACAUCAAAAGACAGCCUCCUUAUGGACUUCGGGCGGAGAUAGCUCCCUACGCUUCUGGGACGCCCGGAAAGGAGAGCAUAUCUUCAGCUGGAAGAACGAGGAACGGAUGCCAUGCACGUCCAUGAGUGUCCGUGGCGGUCCCGAACCGGGCUCAGUUGAUCUACUUCUUGCGCAUCACAGCAUUCGUCUACUGUCGACCUCUCAGGAUGCUUAUCCCGUCUCCGAAUUUGCGAAACCGAAAGAGCGUGCAUCCUUCAUUGGCCAUGCUUCCAAUGUUACAUCUUUACAAUGGGCAGGUUCUGAGUCUCAGCCCUCUACGCGCUUUGCAUCUAUGGCGGAAGCUGAUCGGCACGUCUAUCUCUGGGACGUCCCCGACGACUCCGCGCUGGAAGGAAAGCUAGUGGCGUCGAUUUCUUUGGACUCAGAUGCGCGCCAGAUUUCUUUCUCUCCAGCAUCGUCACAUCCCAAUCUCCUCGUUCUAUCCGCUUCUGGCAAAAUCUCUGUAUAUUCUUUGGCCUCUGACCUGGCGAGCGCAACCCCACAGAAGAAAUCGAAGCAGAGAGUACGAACACUCAAUCCAGUGUCAAUCGUGACCAUCUCUUCGAAACAGACCAGCUCACCAAUUGAGGUCACUGGAGUAUCCUUUGUUCACGAUGUAGAGGACAGUAUACAAGUUGCAUGGCUAGUAGGUGGCGUGAGGCCCUUCUUUGACAUCGUUCAAUAUUUGGAUGCUUCUGGAAACUUUAUACCAGACAUCAAUAUCGUACACAAAGAUGCCGGUGCAAAUCUAAUCAGCGAAGGAGACAACAUUCCUGGCGCUCCCAACAAACGUUACGCCGAAUCAUCCAACCUCGCUGUGCGCUCCGGCAACGACCUCGGGCAGGAUGCUGCCACAGAUGAUCUCGCUCUGCGCGACAUAGACGGUGUCCUCGACGUCGACCUCGCCGAACUGAGCCUUGGCCAGCGCCUGACGGCCCUCGAGCCUGGUGCCGUGCCUGCCCGUACCAAUGACUCCGACCCCCCUUCUGACAAUGACGGCGAUGAAGAAGAUACGCAUUCGUCGCGCGCGCGGAGACGGCGGCCGGUGGCUGGGUCCGCAAUGUCGUCGAUUACGCUGACGCGCACGCUCAUACAGGCACUGCAUUCGUCCGAUAUGCGCCUGUUGGAGAUGUGCCUCUCGCACACGGACACGAGCCUCAUCAUGAACACCGUUCGGCGGCUGCCGCCGCAGCUCGCGGUGUCGCUGCUCACUGCGUGUACGGAGAGGCUUGGAAGGGGGAAGGGUGCCGGUGCAGGGAAGGGUGGCGGGGCGGGAGCCGGGAGCCAACGAGGCGCGGGGCUUGUGAGGUGGAUCAAGACCGUAUUAGUGGUGCAUAGUGGCCAUCUGAUGACUAUGCCAGAUUUAGUCGCCCGCCUGUCGGGCUUGCAUGCUACCCUGACUACUAGGCUGACGCUACAGGACUCCCUGCUCUCUCUUUCUGGACGGCUCGACAUGGUCCUGCAACAGAUUGAGCUUCGGUCGUCAGCGGCACCAGCACCUCUCGCCGCGUCAUCGCAAGCGGGAACGGGUAAACAAAACGGAAACGGUCGCAGCGGCACUGGGAGGGAGCCGAGGCGGUACGUCGAAGGGGAGAGUUCAGACGAGGACGGGGAGGAAGGCGGCAUGGAUGUCGAAGUGGAAGAAGGCAGUGACGCGGGGAGCAUCGAGGAUGUUGAGUUAGGUGGAGACAGCGAGGCCGAAGAGCUGGAUAGUGAAGACGACGACGACGACGAUGACGAUGAGGAGGAGGAGGAGGAAGAUGAGGAGGAGGAGGAGGGGGAGGAUGGCAUGCCGAGGUUGAAUGGUUUCAUCGACGACGAGGCGGAGGAAGACUAUGAUAGUGAGGAGAGCGAGUGAAAUUAACUUCUUUGGUCUAUGGUAAUGUAUGAGUAUACGGCACAGUAUACGGCGCGAUUUUGCAGGUGAUGCUCUCGCAAGAACUCAUAAUCCCAAUCUUCUCCAUGUCCAAUAGCUAUCAUAGGGACCUGAUAAAACCUGCCUCGCGGUGGAUCUUGCGAUCUCG
Messenger RNA from Heterobasidion irregulare TC 32-1, 2589 nucleotides. RefSeq lists its product as uncharacterized. Bases 9 to 2423 code for a protein of 804 amino acids. Gene Ontology annotation, molecular function: protein binding. The record is from RefSeq and is a predicted model, not a curated record. Gene Ontology annotation, cellular component: nucleolus. NCBI's taxonomy places the organism in Eukaryota, Fungi, Basidiomycota, Agaricomycetes, Russulales, Bondarzewiaceae. The transcript is spliced from 4 exons. Gene Ontology annotation, biological process: maturation of SSU-rRNA from tricistronic rRNA transcript (SSU-rRNA, 5.8S rRNA, LSU-rRNA).